AUGUUCCUGAAGGCCGUGGUCCUGAGCCUGGCCCUGGUGGCUGUCACCGGUGCCCAGGCGGAGGUCAGUGCCGACCAGGUGGCCACUGUGAUUUGGGACUACUUCAGCCAGCUGAGCAACAAUGCCAAGAAGGCUGUGGAACAUCUCCAGAAGUCUGAGCUCACCCAGCAGCUCAACACCCUCUUCGAAGACAAACUCGGGGAAGUGAACACCUACACAGAUGACCUGCAAAAGAAGCUGGUGCCCUUUGCCACGGAGCUGCACGAACGCCUGACCAAGGACUCCGAGAAGCUGAAGGAGGAGAUUCGGAAGGAGCUGGAGGAGCUGCGGGCCCGGCUGCUGCCCCACACCAGCGAAGUGAGCCAGAAGAUCGAGGACAACAUGCGCCAGCUGCAACAGCGCCUGGGGCCCUACGUGGAGGGGCUGCGCACGCAGGUCAACGCCCAGGCCCAGCAGCUGCAGCGCCAGCUGACGCCCUACACCCAGCGCAUGGAGGCGGUGCUGAGGCAGAACAUGGACAGCCUGCAGGCCUCGCUGGCGCCCUACGCCGACGAGCUCAGGGCCGAGAUCGACCAGAACGUGGAGGGGCUCAAGGCGCGCCUCACGUCCUACGCCGACAAGCUCAAGGACGAGAUCGACCAGAACGUGGAGGGGCUGCGCAGCAGCCUGGCCCCCUACGCGCAGGACGUCCAGGGGAAGCUCAGCCACCAGCUCGAGGGCCUGGCCUUCCAGAUGAAGAAGCAUGCCGACGAGCUGAAGGCCAAGAUCUCGGCCAGCGCGGAGGAGCUGCGGCAGAAGCUGACGCCCGUGACCGAGAGCAUGCGCGGCCAUCUGAAGGGCAACGCCCAGGAGCUGCAGAAGUCGCUGGCCGAGCUGAGCAGCCGCCUGGACCAGCAGGUGGAGAAAUUCCGCCACACCGUGGGGCCCUACGGCGAGACCUUCAACAAAGCUAUGGUGCAGCAGGUGGAGGAGCUCAGGCAGAAGCUGGGCCCCCUGGCGGGGGAUGCGGAAGACCACCUGAGCUUCCUGGAGAAGGACGUGCGGGACAAAGUCAACACCUUCUUCAACACCCUCCAGGAGGAAGAGAGCCAGGCGCACGCCCUCACCGCCCAGGAGCAGACGCCGGCCCCUUUGGAGGGCUGAGCUGCCCCCGGUGCUCCUGCCCCACCACUGACACCUGCCCCGCCCUGCCCCCUGUCUGUCUGUCUGUCCCAAAGCGGUUCUUGUCCCAACCCGUGGAUACCUGUCCAGUGGAAAGUGACACUACCGCUCGCUACUCAAUAAAGCUGCUGAGAAGCUA
Molecule: messenger RNA, 1300 nt
Organism: Kogia breviceps (pygmy sperm whale)
Lineage: Eukaryota; Metazoa; Chordata; Mammalia; Artiodactyla; Physeteridae
Gene: APOA4
Product: apolipoprotein A4
Biological process (GO): phospholipid efflux; reverse cholesterol transport; phosphatidylcholine metabolic process
Cellular component (GO): blood microparticle; high-density lipoprotein particle; chylomicron
Molecular function (GO): phosphatidylcholine-sterol O-acyltransferase activator activity; phosphatidylcholine binding
Source: RefSeq, a predicted model, not a curated record